ACGCUAUUCGUUGUCAACUGCUUAUGCCCACACGUACACAUACACGGACACACACACACAAUCACAACGACAGUGCCAAGUUCAUAGUUUUCUUGUUCCAGCACAGCGACAACAAAAUCAAAAGCAAAUAAAAAAGAAGCAGAAAAAAGGUAUACUGAUGAUAUUUGAGCCUCCAUAUUAACAAUUUUUACGCACACACCAAUGCAUUCGCCCAUCGAAAACGACGACGACUACCAAGAAAAAAGGGAACGAACGAAUGAAGAAAAGAGAAAAAGGCAAAAAAGAACCGUCGAAUCGUCAAGAUACAGAGAAAAAUAAAAAAAAACGAAUCACAGUGUAUAAGACAACAAAAACUCAUAGACAAACCAAAAGUGAGUGUUAAAGAGCUGCUAAGAAAAAAAAAGUCACUGAUUUCUGUUCGCCUAGAAAAUAAAAAGAGUUAAAAAAAUUUGUGAACUGUUGUUUUGCAGGGUUAUUACCUGAAAAACAAACAAUUAAUUAAAAUACCAUGAUAGUGUUAGCGUGUUUGCCUUUUAUCAUCGUCAUCCUCAUUGUCAUUUUUGAAUAAUUUGCUUGCAUUUUCGUAUGCAUAUCGAGGGAAAAUUUGUAAAACAAAAAAAAAAGUCGUAUGAUGUAGUUUAUCAUCGGUUCGUUUGCGUCUCACAUUCUUUUUUCUCUCAAUAAAACAUUUUUGUUUGACACAUCGAGCGCCCAAUAGAAAAUUUCAACAAGCUACACAUAAAUUCAAUUUUAAUAUACAAUCGGAAGAAGUGCAAAAAAAGUGUAAAGAAGCAGAAAAAGGAACCAAAAACCAUACGAGAACUGAGAGCGUUUACAAAAUCGGCAGUAAUUUGGUGUGGUGUGUGGUGUAUUGUGUGUCGAAUAUCAACUAAACAAGAGAGUGAGAAAGAGAAAAAGAAAGAUAAAAGUUACAACACCAAACAACAUCAACAAUUUUUUCGAAACUUUAUAUCUCAAACUUGAUUCUCAUCAUCUGCUGCUCUUUAUUUUGUAAUAUAAAUUUAAUGCGUGCGUAAAAUCGAUUCGACAAAAUUUACUCUUACACACACACAAAAAAAAACACAAUGGAAGAAACAAAAGUUAUCUAUUACAUUGACGAUGAGCAAACACCAUACUUAGUCAAAAUUCCGUUGUCAACGUCACAAGUCACUCUACGGGAUUUUAAAAUGGUUUUAAACAAACAAAGCUGUAAUUAUAAGUACUUUUUUAAAUCAGUUGACGAUGAUUUCGGGGUGGUGAAAGAGGAAAUAGUCGAUGAAUCGACCAAGUUGCCUGUUUUCAAUGGUCGUGUUAUAUCAUGGCUUGUGACAGCCGAUGGUUCAAAUCAAUCGGACAAUUGCUCGGAGGUGCCGCACAGUGAACAGGGCAAUGGUGUAGGAAAUUUGCAAACGCUACGGAAACCACUUGGACUGGGCGGUGUCGGCGGCGGCGGCGUCAUCGGCAUUACAAGCGGAAACGCAAAUUUGAAUUCAUAUCAACAGCAUCAAAUGAACAUACCACCGAAUCCGUUAACAUAUCAAAGUGCGUCGGUGAUGUCAAGCGAUUUAGAUGCAACGAGUCUAUUUGAAACCGAAAGUGAAAUUACACUAGAUAGAGAUAUGACUGAAUGUAGCAGUGUACAUCGAUUACAAGUACGAAAAAAACCACAACGACGAAAGAAACGAGCGCCCAGCAUGAGCCGUACAUCUAGUUAUAGUUCAAUUACCGAUUCAUCGAUGUCAUUGAACAUAAUCACCGUUUCAAUUAAUAUGGAAGCAGUGAAUUUCUUAGGAAUAUCCAUAGUUGGCCAAUCGAAUCGCGGUGGCGACGGUGGCAUUUAUGUUGGUAGCAUUAUGAAAGGUGGUGCUGUUGCAUUAGACGGUCGCAUUGAACCGGGAGACAUGAUUUUACAGGUCAACGAUGUUAAUUUCGAAAAUAUGACAAAUGACGAAGCGGUGCGUGUACUACGUGAAGUUGUACAAAAACCAGGUCCUAUAAAAUUAGUUGUAGCAAAAUGUUGGGAUCCAAAUCCCAAAGGAUAUUUUACAAUACCAAGAACGGAACCGGUUCGACCAAUUGAUCCAGGUGCAUGGGUGGCACACACACAAGCGGUUACAGCUCAAGAAUCAAUUGGUUAUCAUCCGGAAAUUGCAAGUAUGCAUGGACAUAUGCAUGCCACUGGAAUUGGCAGUUUGGCUGGUACGAUGACAAAUCAGUUACAAAAUCCAUCGUUAAUCAUUCAAGAGCGACUGAAUCGAAAUAAUUUGGAAGAGAUUGUGAAAGCAAUGACCAAACCGGACAGUGGUUUAGAGAUUCGUGAUCGUAUGUGGUUAAAACUUGUUAUACCAAAUGCAUUCAUCGGUGCUGAUGCUGUAAAUUGGGUAUUGGCCAAUGUUGAAGGUGUAAAUGAUCGACGCGAAGCAAGACGCAUCGUUUCAUCAAUGUUACGAAAUAAUCUAAUCAAGCAUACAGUCAAUAAACUCAAUUUUUCCGAGCAAUGCUAUUAUAUUGUGGGCGAUGGUUCACGACAAAUGCGAAUAGCACCCGAAUUGGAUACAGACAGUUUGGCCAGUGAUAUUGCACCACUGCCAAAUCCACCAGUAUACAUGCCCUACUCAGGAACAUACAAUACAAGUCACGGUUAUCAACCGAUUCAAUAUGGUCACGGUGAACGUCACAUAUCAUCUGGAUCAUCUAGUUCAGACGUACUAACUAGCAAAGAUAUUUCAGCUUCUCAAAGUGACAUAACAUCAAUCAUUCAUCAAACCAAUCAAAUGACCAUAACAAAUGGAUCGAAUAAGUCAUCGGGAUCAUCACAUCGUGAAAAUUUGGCAUGUAGUAGUAACGGUGGAAAUCAUGAUCAAGAUAUAUCUGACAAAUAAAACUGGUAAAUGCGAGCAAAGCCUUUGUGUGAGAUGGUGUCACUAUCAGCGAAUUAUUGCACAUAUUGGCAUACCAUUUCUGAUGACUUUAAAAUUGCAGAUUUGGAAAAAACAAUUUUUUUAACAAAAAAAUCGCAAUCAACACAAAUUACUUUAGUAAAUGGUAAAUAAAAUGCAAAACGCUCGAGUUAAUUUUCCAAAGCUUUUAUGCGAUUCAUUUUUAAAAAAGUCAACAUAGUGAUUUUUUUACUGACAAAAGCCAAUACAAUCUCCGGCGGAAGAAAAACACAAAAACCAUUUUAUACCAAAUGUUUUUUUUGUACUGAUUUAUGCCACAAUUUAUACAAAAUAAAGAGACUCGAAUAUUCCGCUGUCAAAAUCCAAAUGUGAAUGGUUUCUGCAUGGAUAAACGAUAAUAUUCCCAUUACUGAGCCAUUCAAAGAAAAAACAUAAGAUUCUAAAAUGCCAUGUGUAAUAAAACUACUAUCUAAUAAGAUUAAAAAAAAAA
Messenger RNA from Contarinia nasturtii (swede midge), 3390 nucleotides. It is a transcript of the gene dsh, whose product is annotated as segment polarity protein dishevelled. Gene Ontology annotation, cellular component: cytosol. Lineage: Eukaryota; Metazoa; Arthropoda; Insecta; Diptera; Cecidomyiidae. Gene Ontology annotation, biological process: canonical Wnt signaling pathway; intracellular signal transduction. The transcript is spliced from 8 exons. The record is from RefSeq and is a predicted model, not a curated record. Bases 1086 to 2882 code for a protein of 598 amino acids. Gene Ontology annotation, molecular function: frizzled binding.